Molecule: messenger RNA, 4025 nt
Organism: Closterium sp. NIES-67
Lineage: Eukaryota; Viridiplantae; Streptophyta; Zygnematophyceae; Desmidiales; Closteriaceae
Source: the annotation of a GenBank genome assembly
AACAUCCGUGUCAAGCGUUGUUGGUCGCCGUCACAACGCAGCAGCAUAGAACCAUACGCCUUCUCUCAGUGCCUCCAUUACGCUCCGUUCAAUUAAGCAGCUAUGGCUCCACGCGGUAACCCAGGGAGUGAGAUCGAUGAUUAGACUGCACUAUGGCCUACCGCGAUGAGAGUCAGCAGCAUUAAUCCAAUCAAAUUAGGUCUCCGCACUGAUGCUCCCGAGCGCAUCGCGACGAUGGAGCCUGACGAUACUUCUCUCUUUCGAGCAGUCAUUGGAGCGUCCUAGGAAUUGCGUGUUAGUGGUAGCGUACGAAAAAGUCUAGAAGAUAAGGGGUCACUCUUGCGGGUACAGGCGGAGGUAGCAAACGUAGCGUCACAAGUGCGCACCAAUCAUCACACUCCCACGCUACCGUCCGAAGCCUCGCUCUGGUAACCACUUUCACCUGCGACUCCCUCCUCUCCUCCACACCCCGUAACAUCCAUCAGCACUGUGCGCCGGCUAACCGCGAAACCCUCCUUUUCUUCGUUCUCACUACACCUCAUCAUGGUGCGAAUCGGGCCUCUGAGCCUGUCGAUCGAGGCGCUCAUCGGAAUAGGAGCAGGCGUAGUGACCUUCCUUUCCGCCCUCCUCGCCUGUUUCCUCUACUGCUGCUGUUUCCGCUGCCGCAAGCGCAAGGAUAAGAUAAACUCCGCGGCCGUUGCCCCGCAUAAGGCCCUCUCCAUGGGUCACUCCUCGCAUAAUCUCGGCGGCUCGUUCCACGCUAGCGCCAACGGCUACGAUCAGUCCUAUCUCCAUCCGUCGGCUUCAAUGAAAUACCCGCCCCGCACAGUCUCUCCCUCGUCCGUCGGGAGCCAUGUGGGCGUGCCGGCCCGUGCCGUCCCCGGCGGCGGCGGCGGAAAGGGCGGAUACCACGUGGGUAGCGGCGGCUCGCACUCUCUCCCCCGCGGGGCGGGCGGCGCAUACCUGAACCAGACGGAGCUUCUGCCUCCGCCGCACGCGUUCCAUCCGCCGGUUCCCCCUCCUCCUGCUGCGCCGCACCACGCGGCGGCGGCAAUGCGGUCCCCGCGCCAUCCGCUCGCGCCGCCUCCUGGCGCAUUGGUCCCCGCAGCGGGCGCAGGUGUAGUAACGGCAGGGGGAAUGAUGGGUCCGGGCCGGCCAGGAGCAGUCCCCGCCGGGUAUAACGGCGCAAUGGGCGCACCGCAUCCCCAUCAGCAGUACCAUCAGCAGCAACAGCAACAGCAGCAACAGCAACACCACCAGCAACAGCAGCAGCAGCAGCAGCAGCAGCAGCAGCAGCAGCAGCGGGAGCAGCAAGCGAAGCAGCAGCAGCAACCCAAGGAGUCGGAGUGGGAGCAGCAGCUGAAGGCCGUCCUAUUCCGCAAGGUGCCUCUCGACGAGGUCCGCAUCGCCUCGGGGCAGUUCAGUCGGCGCCACGUGCUGGGCGAGGGCGCCUUCGCCGUCGUGUACCGCGGGCGCGGGCCCAACGGCACCACGUGGGCGGUCAAGCGCACCAAGCGCAGCCUCCCCGCGGGCUCCGCCGGUGCGCUGGACUUCGAAAACGAGGUGCUGAUGAUCUCGCGGCUGUCCCACAAGAACCUGAUUCGCCUGCUGGGAUACUGCGCGGAAGGCGGGGAGCAUAUUUUAAUCUACGAGUUCGCGCCGAACGGGUCGCUCGGGUCGGCUCUCGUGCGAUCGCAGCCGCACCUGACGUUCGACCAGCGGCUCGAGAUCGCCGUGGGAACCGCCGAGGCGCUUAAUUACCUUCAUACUGCUACGUCACCGCCGAUCGUGCACCGCGACGUGAAGCCGGAUAAUAUCCUGCUAGACGACAAACUACUCGCGAAGCUAGGAGACUUUGGCCUCCUUAAGAACCUCAUAGACUCGCACGGUGGCGGCGGCGGGGGGGGGGGAACAGUGCAGGCCGCGUUCACACGCGUCGCGGGAACGCCGGGGUAUCUAGACCCGGACUACCACCUUACGUCGAAGGUGACUACAAAGGGGGACGUGUAUAGCUUCGGCGUCGUGCUCCUAGAGCUCUUCACCGGCCAGCGCGCAAUCAUCGUGGGGAAACCCGCGGGCCCCGGCGGAGCGAACCAGGCGCAACGGCGGAAGGCGGAGGCGGAAGCGGAAGGGCGCGGAGGCGGGCGACGGCCGGCGGGGAUCCCGGGGAUGCCCGGGGUGCCUGUGGGGGAAGAUGGGAACGACCCGGUGCAUAUCUCCCAGUGGGUUGCGCCGUACGUGCAGUACGGGGUGGUGGAGGAGGUAGCGGAUUCGCGGAUGGGCGGAGAGUACGACCCAAUCGCGUUGCUCCACGUGUUCGAGAUCGCGCUGCAGUGCGUGCGCCCCACGAAGACCCGCCCCGCCAUGACCGCUGUCGUGCGCGCGCUCGUGGAGAUCCGCGAGCGCCUGGCGGAGCGGCGCAACGGCGCGCGCAGCGGGGAGGCGCCGCUGCCGCCGCUGGCGGAGGGCGGAGGGUGGAGAGGCGCGGGGGACGGCGGGGACGGCGUGGACAGGGGCGCGUGGCGGAGAACGGGGAGUAAUGGCAGCGGGCGGGAUGCGGAGGAGCGGGGACUGAGCGGACGGGAGAGAGGGGGAAGCCCGUGGGAGCGGACGGGGCCGCGCGGAAGGGGGGGAGAUGAGGGGGACUUGGGGAGGGGAGAGUCGCUGCGGCGUGGGGGCUCGGGGAGGAAUGUGCAGAGGGAUGGGGGAGGGGGGUCGGGCAGAAGGGGAGGAGAGGAGUUUGCGCGGCGGGGGGAGUGGGGAGAGAGAGGGGGGGAUGAGGAGAGAAUAGUGGAGGGGUUGCCAGGACGAAAGGGCGGGAGGUAUGCUGAAGGGAGGGAGAGAUGGGAGGAUGAUGAGGGGAGGGCGAGGCGAGAGGAGGAGGAGGCAUGGCACAGGCGGCAGCAGCAGCAGCAGCCGCAGCAGUGGCAGAGGGGCGAAGCAGGAGAAGCAGGAAGAGGAGGUGGAGGGGGAGGGGGAGGAUACAGAGUGGAAGAAAGCCGAGGGGCUCAUGGGCGAUCCCCGUCUGGUAGGAGGGUGGAGGAAGAGAGAAUGGAGGACCAUGCACAGGGAAGGGGCGGGGGGGCGUAUUGGUCUGGAUAUCCCAGCAAUGUACCACCAGACAUGGCUGCUGGAGCUGCUGUGGCUGCUGCACAGCCACACAUGUCGCCUCUCCGCUCCCCCACCAGGUCCCCCCAAAUGUCUCCCCUCCGCUCACCAAGUCACCAGCCGUACUCCCCCUUACACCAGCCCCGCUCCCCCUUACACGAACCUCCCUCCCCCUUGCGCCAGCCCCCCUCCCCCUUGCGUCAGCCCCCCUCCCCUUUACAUCAGCCCCACUCCCCCUUGCGCCAGCCCCAAUCCCCCUUGCACCAGUCCCCUUCCCCCGUGCGCCAGUCCCCUUCCCCCUUGCGCCAGUCCCAGUCCCCCUUGCGCUCACCCCACCGAUCCCCUGGCACAAUGCUCUAUGAAGCAGAGGCACGAGAGGACAACGGUGGUGCCGCUGUGAUAGGAGGCGGCAGAAGGGCAGAUAACGGCAGGAGCCUCGGUGGCUAUUACAGCACUGGGAUGUUCACUGACGGUGUUGAUGGUACCGCUGGUGGUGCUGCUGGUGCUGUUGGUGCUGCUGGUGGGAGCAGUAGAGUGCCUGGCGAUGAUGGUCGUUAUGGUUACACCAACGGGCGGUUCGGCGAUGCAAGUGGUCGGUACUCCCCAAGCUGGGCCAUGCGGGACCAGCCGUGACUCGUGAGGCUGCUGCUGCUGCUGCUGCUGCACUGCAUGGUUUCACAUGUCGGUACAAGGAUCGAACGGGUUUGAGGGACAAAGACGCUCUCUAUUCCCCUGUAACAGUAACGCACAUGCAUCAUCAAGACCUGCAGGCGGGGAAACCUGCAGCUUACGGCAGAAUUGGCUUGGCGGGCCGUUAGCGCACUCUUCCAAAUUAUUGAAGUCAUUAUGUAGUACAAGGCACCUUCAUUGGUUAUGACUUGAUAUACGCUCCAGUAGAAUACACCUAUCGUAAUCCC